Molecule: messenger RNA, 4461 nt
Organism: Sabethes cyaneus
Lineage: Eukaryota; Metazoa; Arthropoda; Insecta; Diptera; Culicidae
Product: C-type lectin 37Da-like
Exons: 2
Coding region: 3777-4247 (156 amino acids)
Biological process (GO): biological process involved in interspecies interaction between organisms
Cellular component (GO): external side of plasma membrane
Molecular function (GO): carbohydrate binding
Source: RefSeq, a predicted model, not a curated record
AGCACUGCGUCAAUCUUUCCUACUGGCCGUCAAACAAUUUCAACUGGACAUGGAAUGAUGCCUCGUGCGACCUAUCAUUGCAUGCAGUGUGUGAGCAGCGGGAUUCGGCUAACCCAAGGUGAGUUAAAAUAGGUGAUCUAGUUUUCACAGUUUGUAGAACAGAAGUGCGCGGAACGAUUGGCUAGCAACCAUCGAUGUUGUUUAUACAUUCAACAGUUUCCGCAUUGAAAAUUUCGGUGAUCGUCAAGGGUAACCCAGCGGGGGUGAAAAACAAAUUUGAACAUCAGAAAACCUCUCUUGACUAACCUUGGGCUAACCAUUUGUCGGGAAAACCAAAUGCUGAUGUUUCAGCUAUAGGCUGCAAGAAUACUUGUCAAGUUACUAUUUUCUAAUAAUUACAAAAAUCGCUACAGCAAAUUUUUCGAAGUUUAAUAAUUUAGUAUUUUUGCCCAUGCAUUACGCGGUUUCUAUUUUGGCCCACCACGGCAAAAUCAAAUUGAGUGAGCUAAAAUAGAGACUGCCUAACGCAUUGGCCAAAAUACCUCAUUUACCCUAUAGCACAUUGAAAUUUACAAUAAUUCAUAACGAUUUUAACUAAGAUAAUUUAUUUGGUCUCAAUUAUUCUAGCAUCAAACGGGAGGAUUUAAUGCUGUGAAGGUUUUUGCAAAUUUUCAAAUAGGAUGGCAUUACAGGAAAUAAUGCUUAGUUUAAUAUUAUCAAAUACCUACGAACUACUGAAGUUUUUUGAGCGUCUUAAUGGAAUGCAAUCCUGAAAAAGUUUUUUUAACUUUAACCUCAAAUUAGACAUUUACGUUACGGCUACGUAUAUGUCAAGGAUAAAUGUUUCCUCUAACAACUUACUUUUACUGGUACUUACAACAAAUCGAUUGUUUCGUUUAAUAAGUUAAGUUAACUCAGAAUUAGAUUAAAAAGCCGCUAGCGUGUAAAACCUCUACGUCGGCGAAACAUAGCUCGCUCGGCUCACUUGAGUCAGUAUUGCUGGCGAAAAAGAAACUGUCAAAUGAAAAGUUCGGGAACGUUCUCUUCUCGUCGACAUGCGGUACGAUACCUAUACCUACGAAUAUAUAUCAUUGAAUUUGGCGAAAUUGGCCGACACGUAAAAAAAAGGCACGUAAAAAAAAGCGCGGUUAGCAUACGAAACUUCCAAGGCAACAUGAAAUGCGUGCAGUGAAGCAAUCGUAUGUUCGAAUCUAGAUAGAGAUCUAGAUCUAGAUAGAUAGAAGCUUGCUAGAUAGAGUCAGUAGGAUCGUUACACUUGCCUCGUAAUUUUUCUGUACUCUAACAGCUGGCUGCGAAGUCUGUCGAUAAAGAAGGGAAACGUCUAAAGACAGUAUAAACCCAAGGCUUUGCUUUGCAGUAAAGCAAUCCCGGUUGAUAGAAGGCGCGUCGAGAUCCGUCGAUAUGUUUUUUUACAUAACCUGUGAAAUUCUUCAUUAUUUUAUCAAAUUACUUAAUUCAUGACUACUUGCUGUAACUGGUGAAAAAUAUGCAUGUUCUAUCACCUCAUUAGCAACUAAGUUAACGGUCAUAUAGCUACUAAUGAGGUAGUAGGAUUGUAGCUCCGUAAAUGCAAAAGAUAAAACAAAACUUUGUUCAGCAAAAUUGUAGAUAAUAACUAGUUCUGCAAAUGUCCUUUAUUUACCCUUUUGCUCGGCUGAGACGGUACUGUCAAACGAAUCAAAAUUGAGUCAAAGUAAUCGGAUAAUCUCUGAGUCUGACAGAUGGAGAAAAUCACGGAUAACUAUAUCCGCAAUGUGUUUUUUCAAAAACUUUGCUGCAUGGAAAUCAACAGGCAUACCAACACGGUAAACCUCCAGAAACCGCAUUGCACUGCAUAGUGAAGUUAAUCGAGAAAACGCUCAAAUAUCAAGAGACGGUAUUUUGUGCUUUCCUUGAUAUUGAAGACGCUUUCGAUAACACGCCCUUCGCUUUAAUUAUUGCGGCCGUAGUUUAAUCAUGUGUGGUACUUUUUCAAAAUGAAAUCGAUCACACUACAAUGAGCUAGAUUCUAGAAAUGUUUUCGAGUAGAUAAAUCAUAGCAUCAUUGGGAGAGACGUCGCUCACGAUUUUGGCGAUGAAAGAAACUCCACAAGCAGUUCUCUGCUUCUUGCUUUUGCUCACUGGUGGCCGACGCAUUCCUUCACAAGCUAUCGCAGCUUGGUUAUGAGACUAUUGCUUACGUCGCUAAAGGAAAAUUUUACGCAGUGCAGCUAGGACCUAUAGACACCACCAUGUUAUGAUGUUUAUAAGGGUGGCUUAAUAUAAAUCACACAAGAAUAGUUGUUAUACCAUUCACUAUUAAAAAACAUAUUGUAGGGGGAGUUCCAUAUACUGAUUUCUAACUGUUAGGCUGAGCUUCAGUAAUGUAGUCAAACUCCUCGGAAUAAUCUAUACCUAUAAAAAUGGAUUUCUGUCUGUCUGUCCGUAUGUUCCUUAUAGAAUCGAAAACUACUGAACCGAUCGGCGUGAAAAUUUGCAAAUAGUGGUUUUUGAAGCCAGGGAAGGUUCAUAUGAUGGUUAGAGACCCCUCCCUCCACUAAGAGGCAGGGAUACAAAUACAAAUACAAAUACAAAUACAAAUAAAACAGAAAUUUUUGCGUAACUCAAAAACUAACCGAACUCGAGAAAUUUUAGACACUUUCCUAAAACAUUAGUCAAUAACAAGACCAACAAACACUAUCAAUAGUAACAUUAGAUAAUUCAGCGCGAGACGGCCACAGGCCGCGAGUGUUGUCAGCGACCUGCCGUCGGAAGCGGCGGCCACUGCGGGGGCAGCCUCCCGUAGAGAUCACCUCUAUCUAGGUAUAUUUAUUUUCCUAGAUCUACUGACCUCUAUUACUUUCCUUCAGUUGGGUCACCCCUGCGAAAUGGUUCUUUCUACGAAAAGAUUUUCCGUGAAAUGGUACAUCCCGUGUAAGGUUUUUCGCGAAAUAGUAUUCUACGAAACUCUAUAUUCCGCAUUAUGGUCAACCAAGAAUUAGUGUUCCGCAAAAUGGUAGUCGGCGAAAUGGUUUGUAAUGAUGGCGAAUAUUUAAAUGCUAUCCGCUUUCUUCUAGACGCUUCAGGCUAGACAAUGGGGGGAGUUGUUUUCUACUUUACUAUGAGCAAAAUUUGUAUAUUAAAACACCCAUGAACUCCCCAGAAACUUGCAAAACUCGAGUUUGUGACAAAGGUCAUCCGAGAUUCACGAUGUAUGUACAACACAGUUUAUUUUGUGACAAUACGAAGUUUGUCGGGUCAGCUAGUUGUAUAUAAAAACUGUACUGGGUUGCCACCUAGAUUAUGCUGUUAAGAAAUCAUCCGGUUUAAUUAAAAAUUGGAAUAAUUAAAAAAAUCUAAAUCAGAAAUAUGAAAUAUCUAGUCUUAAACUAUAUGAAAUGAACAUUCAAUCUAGGUAAUAUAUUACCGUAUGCCGUAUUUGUAUACCGUAUUUGUAUGCAGAAGCGACAGUUUAGAUAUACCUACAAUGUUAUCUGCAAAUGGCCUUUCCAGGAAGUCAUGUAUUUCCCAUUAGAAAAUACAGUGAUGUAUUCCUAGUUCUCAAUUUCACGUGUGAUAACUGCGAAGCAAAUGGGACUUUUGCUUAGCUUGUAAAUUGGUCUGUAAGCUUUUUGUUAUCUUUGGUUUGAAGAAGACCGGACAUCUAUAUAAAUAAUGUUAUCUUGCCCAAGUUUCAUAAAUAAAGAAAAAAGUCAUCUUGAGUGUUUUGUAUAUAAACACAGUGCGCUUAGUUUUAGUCCACCGUUUGUAGAAAGAUGUCUCCGGAGGAGAAAGUAUCAAUUCUUUUGACUUCUAUACUGCUGCUAGGGGUACAACAACUACAAUCACAAAUUGAAAAUGGAUAUCACAUUUCACCUUACACGAGCAACUGGUUCGAAGCAGUCGAGUACUGUCACCGGCUUAGAAUGCGGCUAGCCAUCGUUGAUAAUGCCGAUAAACAUGCUGCGGUCGUCAAGCUUGCUCAUGAAACGGGACUCUGGACCGGUGGCUUUCUCGGGGUAUGGCUCGGUGCUAGUGAUUUGGCCAGGACCGGUAUCUACGUUUGGCACGAUACCGGAGUUCGGAUAAGAUUCGCACAGUGGAAAGCGGGUGAACCGACUGGCGGGCAGGAGCACUGCCUAAAUCUGUACUACUGGCCGCAACAAAGGUUCAACUGGACAUGGAAUGAUGCACCGUGCGAGAUUUCGUUAUAUGCAAUAUGUGAGCAGCGGGAUUUGGUCAAUUAGUCGUUCGUAAAAAACGAACGUUGAAGGAGAGCUUUCGAGUAAUUAGUUUUUGCCAAUUUGAUCAAUUUUACGUGAGCCAAUUGUAAAAGGAUAGCACUAAUCCUGUACCCGAUAGAAUAUUAAAUAAAGGGGAGAGUCAUAAUAAUUCGUUUACUGGUUUAGUGCUUGACUGCACCGAAGCUACAACGAAAGGGAAAAAUAAACAACCGAAAUC